Anisakis simplex (herring worm) is the source of this 336-nucleotide messenger RNA. Lineage: Eukaryota; Metazoa; Nematoda; Chromadorea; Rhabditida; Anisakidae. The record is from the annotation of a GenBank genome assembly.
AUGAUGAAAUCACUGAUUUCAGAUCAAAUUAAAUCACCAAACCCAGAGGAUCCAGAUAUAGUAGGAUUAGCGCCUACACCAAGGUUGGAUCCGUCCGACGCUGUGGUCGAUAAGAUGAUGGACGAGAUGUACCAUAUUGUUGAAGAGCAUCCUGAAUUCAUCGUGGUAUAUCCGAUACCGAGUAUGCACGAAAAGGCAACGAAAGACGUUCUGGAUUUUCUUUGGAACAAUGCUGGUGUCGCCUACACAUAUUCUCUAAACGCUAAGAAAAAAUGUAUGUUGUUUAGUGUGUUAACUUGCUCGCCUCUAAACAAUCUCCGAUUCACUUCCCGAUAA